AUGGCGUCCGCAACCAAGGACGAGAAGCCCACCACCUCCUCCACCGAGCAGAAGGCCGAGCAGCCCCAGCAACAACAGAAGGCCGCCUUUGAGGAGGACGACGAGUUUGAGGAUUUCCCUGUACAAGACUGGGGCGCCGAAGAGACCGAGGCCGCAGGCAGCGGGGGCACUCAGCACCUGUGGGAGGAGUCGUGGGACGACGAUGACACGAGCGAUGACUUUUCCGCGCAGCUCAAGGAGGAACUGAAGAAGGUCGAGGCAUCCAAGCGGAGGUAG
Molecule: messenger RNA, 276 nt
Organism: Thyridium curvatum
Lineage: Eukaryota; Fungi; Ascomycota; Sordariomycetes; Thyridiales; Thyridiaceae
Exons: 3
Coding region: 1-276 (91 amino acids)
Biological process (GO): proteasome assembly; mRNA export from nucleus; double-strand break repair via homologous recombination
Cellular component (GO): proteasome regulatory particle, lid subcomplex; proteasome complex
Source: RefSeq, a predicted model, not a curated record